AUGGCUACCCUCGGGACUACAUUUCUCGCCAGCUAUCUCGCCAUGCCAUCCAAGGCAGACAAGCAAAAAGGACCACCAAUUAAAGCUAGCAGCAAGGAUGAGGAACAGUUUAUCCAUGAAUUCCUGAAAACCAUGGACGCCGAGGAAAAGAAAGAGAAACAUUAA
Messenger RNA from Paracoccidioides brasiliensis Pb18, 165 nucleotides. RefSeq lists its product as uncharacterized. The coding region runs from base 1 to 165 and encodes 54 amino acids. The record is from RefSeq and is a predicted model, not a curated record. The transcript has 2 exons. Gene Ontology annotation, biological process: proton motive force-driven ATP synthesis.